AUGUGCGAAUGUCAACCAUUCGGAUCCAAAAUACCAGAUAUACUUGAAAAUCCAAAGAGCCACUGCAAAAUGGACGAUAUAUAUUACGCUAUCGCUUUACUUGUGCCUGCGAUUGUAGGAAAUAUAAUUUGGGUGUCAUUGUCGGACAUACUUGGACGAAAGUUUGGCUUUUACUUGACACUAUUUGGCGCAAUCGUAAGCAAUGGAACUUUUUCGGUGGUAUCAUACUUUAAUCUGAGCUUAUACUUUAUAAUAAUCGGUAAAGCUCUCGACAGUCUAACAGGAUCGUAUAUUGCUUUUCUUGCAAUGAUAUAUUCUUAUACUUGUGAUAUUACUGCACCCGACAAAUCCAGAACACUCGCAAUUGUUUCCAUGGAACUAUUAGUAGGAAUUACCGUAACAUCAGCGUCCAUGAUUACUGGUUAUUUUAUUGAAGCAGCGGGAUUCUUUUGGCCUUCAUUGACGGCAACAUGCUUACUUAUAAUUGCGAUUCUGAUUGUUCUAUUUUUCGUCCCUGAAACUAAUGACAUUCAGCAACGCAGAGGGUCACAAACAGUACAUUUGACAGCUUCAACAAGAGUAAAACGUGCAAUGCUUAGCAUUCUAGAAGCCUUUAAGAUUUAUUUCACAAACGAUUCCAGAGUGAAACGAAUGAAGUAUAUCUUACUAGUCCUUAGCUUCCUGUUUCUGACCAUCCCGUACUUUAAUCGAGGAGGAAUGGAGAUUUUGUACCAGAUGGGGCAGCCAUUUUGUUGGUCUUCCAAGAAGAUUGGUUGGUUUGCUGCCCUGAAAAUCUCUACAGCGUCUGUGUUUGGAGUUGCUGGCACAUACCUUUUACAAAAAUGUAUGACAGAUGACAUUAUUGCCACGCUUGGAACAAUCAUCGGGAUUGCCUCGUAUGUUGUGGAGGGUUUUGCAAAACAGUCCAUCAUCUGGUUAGUCCCCGUUAUUAGUGCCACUUCCGGACUUCCUAUCCUGAUGAUUCGCAGUCUGAUGUCGUCUUUGACGCCUGCUGACAAACAAGGUGCAUUGUUUGCCAGUAUCGGGGCAUUAGAUACAGUAUGCACUUUGAUCGGAAUAGUGAGUAGCAACGACAUCUACUCAGCCACAUUAACGAUUAUGAAUGGUUUUGUGUUCGAGAUAAUGGCUGCCUUUUCCCUGAUAGGAGUUAUCUUUCUCGUAGCGUACAUAUUCGUUUCACGGCUUAUGGUAGACACAGACUCGGAAGAUGAUAUCACCAACAGGGUUACUGCAGAUGAGUGAAUGGAUGUGAAAUAUGGGGAAAUAUUUGUCAUCACGAACAUAUUAUACAUCUGUGAGAUUUGCUUUCAGGCUGGUAUGCUGGUGAAUAGUGAAGUGGUUUCAAACAUGUUUGUAAAAAUAUCAAAGCUUAAUUCGUGUAAAGUCUUUGACAAUAAAUAUUUUACCCCUU
Mya arenaria is the source of this 1432-nucleotide messenger RNA. RefSeq names its product solute carrier family 46 member 3-like. NCBI's taxonomy places the organism in Eukaryota, Metazoa, Mollusca, Bivalvia, Myida, Myidae. Gene Ontology annotation, cellular component: membrane. The transcript is spliced from 5 exons. Bases 1 to 1263 code for a protein of 420 amino acids. Gene Ontology annotation, molecular function: transmembrane transporter activity. The record is from RefSeq and is a predicted model, not a curated record. Gene Ontology annotation, biological process: transmembrane transport.